Molecule: messenger RNA, 1426 nt
Organism: Cuscuta epithymum
Lineage: Eukaryota; Viridiplantae; Streptophyta; Magnoliopsida; Solanales; Convolvulaceae
Source: the annotation of a GenBank genome assembly
CUCACAGACGACCCAGCUAUACCACCUAUACAUAUUUAAUAUUUUCAUCCUCGAAAGGGAGUCAAAGCCCCUAAUUUUUCGUUAAUGAAUUAAUAUCUGAUGAAUUAGCUUAUGCGAGCUUAUAAGCAUGGCUUCUCUAGUGAAUCGGCUGAGCCUGGCCCUUGGUUUCGUAGCCUUAGCGUUAGCCGGCUACUCCAUUUACCGGCACACACAAACAGCCGUUAAGGGGCAGCUUGAGGUUAACCCAACUUGGCUGGAGUCGGCGCCCAACAUAUUGUCUCUAGGUUCCGGAAAAUCUUCCGGCAAAGUUUCCGACCAAGCCUGCGCAUUCUCCGCCGUGAAAGAAGUGGUGGAUGCUGCCAUAGAUGCGGAAACUCGGAUGGGUGCUUCCCUCAUUCGUUUGUUCUUCCAUGACUGCUUUGUCGACGGUUGCGAUGGAGGGUUGCUUCUCAAGGACACGGCUACUUUCACCGGGGAGCAAGGAGCGGGAGGAAAUGAUAAUUCGGUGAGGGGCUUCGAAGUAAUAGAGAAAGCUAAGCAGAACGUGAAAGCCAAAUGUCCCUCUACUCCCAUCUCCUGUGCAGAUAUCCUAUCCAUUGCUGCCCGUGAUUCUUACACUAAAUUUACCGGCAAAACAUACACCGUGACACUGGGAAGAGGAGAUGCAAGAACGGCAAACCUCACCGGAGCUAACACCCAGCUCGUCGGACCAUCGGAAGACUUGGCAUCCCAAACCCAAAAAUUCGCCGACAAAGGAUUCACCCAAACGGAGAUGGUUGCCUUGUUAGGCAUUCACACAAUCGGCUUCGCCAGGUGUCCCCUUCUAUGCAUUGACGAUUCCUUCGUCAAUCCUGCUCGGGCCUCUUCCCUGCAUUGCAACUGCCAAACAAGCCUUAACAACACGGAUUUGGUCGGUCUGGACCCCACGCCUCUAACGUUUGACCGACGUUAUUACGCCGACGUCGCAAACGGGCAGGGUCUGCUGUUCUCCGACGAUGAGCUGAUGAGGAGCAAUGCGAGUAGCGCCGCCGUCAGGAGGUACCGGGAUGAUAUGUCGGCUUUUUUGGAUGACUUUGCCGCUGCGAUGGUGAAGAUGAGCAACCUGCCACCGUCGCCCGGAGUUCAGCUGGAAAUCCGGGAGGUUUGCAGCCAGGUGAAUGGAAACUUAAAGGUUGCGUCUAUGUGAUCCAAAGUAGAGUUUUCAGGUUAAUAAAAGCGUGUUAAGUGCUAUGGUGUGGUGAAAUUUUGUUUGGGGGUUUGUAAUUAUUCCCAUCUUGUUGUUUCCAAUAAACAAUAACAUAUCUAAUCAGAAAAUUGUAAAUUUAAUUUCGUAUCACUAUUGUAUUAUCCCAACUCCCAAGUACUACCUCCGUCCCAUUUAUAUUGGGACGAAAGAGGGUGGCACGAUUAUUAAGAAAAGUGAGUU